Tilletiopsis washingtonensis is the source of this 941-nucleotide messenger RNA. RefSeq lists its product as hypothetical. The record is from RefSeq and is a predicted model, not a curated record. The transcript has a single exon. Bases 275 to 763 code for a protein of 162 amino acids. Lineage: Eukaryota; Fungi; Basidiomycota; Exobasidiomycetes; Entylomatales.
CAGGGGCGCAUCGAGAGGCGCUUUCUGCUCGUCGAAGGCGAGGCACGCAGCCUCUUCGCCCCUCCUCCGAGCAGUCCCCUGACAGGGCCGUCUCCCGCUGUCGCCCGCUGCAGGCCGGUCGUCCAUACCUUCUGGCGCUUUGGCGGCUGGACCUGUGCGCCGCACACACCUGCGGCGGCCUGGCCGCAGUGCAGGUGCAGCACACAGGGACAGCAGGGUCCUCUGCGCGGCAAGCGUCGCGCUGCGAUGCGAUGCGCUGCAGCUCGUCGGAAGCAUGCAUCCGCGGGCCGAGUCUGCCCACUGGUGCAUGCUUCACGACCCUGACGCUGCGGUGCUGCUGGGUGCUGCAAGGAGCACGCUGCACACUGCUGCGCUCCUCCUUUCCAGAGCUCACUGCUGCUGCUGCGUGCUACUUCCUGCGCAGGGCACUGCAUCUGGCUCUGCAUCUGCAGAGCGGCAGCAGGCAGCCAUUGGCAUGCGAGACGAGGGCGAAACGGCUCGCGUGACCCGCCCUUGUCUUCGGGUCACGGCUUCGAACGCCGCCGGAGGUGAGAGAGAGCAACAGCCUCCGCUCGUCUCGCUGUGGCUUGCGCCAUCGCGCCUGGCGUGCCCGGACGUGCCGUGCUUCAGAACGUCCGGCUCGUGCCACCAUCAAGGACGCGGAGCCGCAAGCCGCCGGAUCUCUUGGAGCCGGCGGGAGACGCUCCGAGCGUCGUGUGGCGGGAGCAAUGCCGGCGGCAGCGGCAAGGCGUCGGUCCGGUGAGAGAGUAUGUGUGCAUCCUUCGUGUUCAGCCAUCAAGAGUCCGCCGGACGUCAAUUGCCGAGCGGUGGCAGCAACUCUCUUCCUUCCGCACUCCGUGGCGCUUUCAUGAACCCCUCUCGCCGCUAGCUCGGCCUUCUGGCCGCGAAGCACUCUCACUUCCGCUUUUAGACCUUUCGCU